Micropterus salmoides (largemouth bass) is the source of this 1842-nucleotide messenger RNA. Its product is annotated as trophoblast glycoprotein-like. Bases 39 to 1274 code for a protein of 411 amino acids. NCBI's taxonomy places the organism in Eukaryota, Metazoa, Chordata, Actinopteri, Centrarchiformes, Centrarchidae. The record is from RefSeq and is a predicted model, not a curated record. The transcript has 2 exons. Gene Ontology annotation, biological process: negative regulation of canonical Wnt signaling pathway. Gene Ontology annotation, molecular function: protein binding. Gene Ontology annotation, cellular component: plasma membrane.
UUUGGAAUCUUUCUUUUUACCCGGCAAUUACUUAAGACAUGUGUGUUUUUGCACUCCGAGUGUUUUUGGGAAUCCUUCUUUGUGCACCAUACCAGUGCUUGGAGUGUGCUUUUGGCUGUGAGUGUUUGGCUGUCACUCGCACAGUGAAAUGUGUUUCCAGUGACCUGCUCACGGUGCCACAAAGUAUUCCAGGAUAUGCGAGGACUGUCAUCGUCAUAGGGAAUAAUAUACACCAGAUUGGACCUGAAUCAUUUACAGAGCUGGAGAACGUCACAAACAUCAUUUUAAGCAAUAAUCGGAUUACAGAAAUGGCAUCCCACAGCUUCUUUGCCCUCAUCAACCUGCGUUUCCUGGACCUCAGUGGGAACCAGCUGGCGCUCAUCCAUCCAGAAGCUCUCAGUGUACCGGGCAGUCCCCUUCAGGAACUCAACCUGAGCCGCUCGCUGUACAACUUCAGCGCUCUGACAGACCUCACCACGGCUUUGCGCUGGGGUGGCCUCGUGGGGCUUCUCCGCCUCGACCUUUCUGGGAACCACCUCACCCUGCUGCCCCCAGGGAUGUUCUCCCACCUUCCCAACCUGCAGCAGCUCUUCCUCACUAACAACUCUCUGGUGGCUGUCUACAGUGGAACCUUCUCUGGCAUGCACCAUCUGGAGGUACUGGACCUUACUCGCAAUGCCUUUGGGACAUUCGGGGCUGAUGCUCUGCAAGAGCUGGAGAAGCUCGGGAACAUCCGAAUCCUCCUUGGUAACAACCCCUACACCUGCUCCUGUCAGAUCCAUACUUUUGUGGCCUGGCUGAAUGAAUCAAGAGCUCAGGUAGAUGUGGAUGCUGUAAGGUGUGCCUCACCAGGGGGGUUGAAUGACACUCUGCUGCGAGGGCUCAGUUUCCAGGCCAUUGGAUGUGUCGUUUCAGUCCAAGCAGAGGCGGCUGACCUCACCCUGCAUACGUCCUAUGUCUUCCUGGGCCUGGUGCUGGGGUUUGUGGGUAUGGUGUUUCUCUUUGUGCUCUAUCUGAAUCGCAAUGGUAUGAAGAAGUGGAUAUUCGAAAUGAGAGAUGCAUGUAGGGACGUGCUUGAGGGAUAUCACUACCGAUAUGAGAUUGACUCAGACCCUCGGCUGGGGCACAUCUCAGCAGAUAACGUUGGAUGCAGGGCACAAAGGCAUUUAGGAUUAGCUCGACCACAGCAGCUGCCAAAUAAAACCUGUAUUCUGGAGGUUCCUACAGACACAGAGGUAAAACAGGUGACAACCUCUCCACCUGGGAACCUUUGAUGUUUUAAAGAAGCUAAAAUAAUUUGACGAAGUAUGAGAAAGAUGUAAAUGUUAGCAGUUUAUCCUGGUAGAUUUACAACACAUUAAAUGUUUUUGAGCUUCAUGUACAUACAGCAGAUAUAACUUAUAAACCUCACAUUAAAAGUGCCUUUGUGUCUUUGAAGCACUGGCACAUAUCUCUGUAAAUUGACCUUGCUAAGAUGUUUAUCAUACAUACCCCCAUGUCAUUUUUUGUCAACAGUGUUUCUUUGCUUUUUAGUAUUAGUAUCGUGACUUUAAAUAUCUUAACAUACUGCAGAAGAACAUAGGUGGUAGCUCAAUAGCAUAGAAAAUUUAUGUUGACCUAAAAAACUGUAAUCCAUAGACACCCAGUAGAUUUUAUAAUAGGACUUUAUAAGAUUGCGUAUGUGUAUUGCGUAAAAUAAAAAACAAUCCUUAAAUUCACUUAACCGUGUGUCAUUAUUGUACAGGAAUUCAUAAUAUGUCGGUAUUAUAACAUCCAAAGGAAUGGAUAACUGUAUAUGAAACGUAUUUACAUGUAUUAAAAAUAAAACAAAGUUUUAAUGUA